AUGAUGUCAUACCCGAAUUCGCCGCGACGGCCUGCACCUGUUUCGCAGGCAAUGAGCAUUUCGGCGGGACCAUAUCCAAUGAUGGGCGGCCCAUUUUUGCAGUCAGCUGUCACGAAUUCGGCACCCGCCGUACCAGUGAUGACAUCGUUUCGCGACCUCGCUUCAGGCAGUCCGAUGAAUAGUUCGAUAUAUUCUCUUGGAGGGAGAAGCGAAGUCGCUGAUAUUCCGGAAGAAGAUGAGGUCAAUAAUGCGGACGAUAACAAAUCGAUCACGCCAUUAGAUAAUAGACCGAUGAGCAAAUUCAUUCGUUUUGAUAGUUUAACAAAUGGUAAUGAUACACAUAAAGAGUAUCUAGAAAGAAAACGAUCAAGCGGGGGUUCUCGUCAAAUGUUUCCAAUGUUCAUUGGUCUCAGUGACACUGGUGAAGCCAUCGAGAAGCCAUUAAAUGAUGGAUGGAAAGGAAGUAAUCGUCUAAACUUAUCCAAGCGAAUGUCAAUGACGAGUUUGACGAGUUUGACAAGUAUAGACAUCACCCCAGGACAAGAUGGUAUCUACAAUCUGAAUCCAACCUCAUCUUCCUCAUAUUUCUUCUUAGGUCAACCUCCAAUAGGCGACAUGAGUGCUUGCAGCAAGUUAGCUUCCGAUCUAAUGCAAAUGUAUGUGAAUAAUGAGGAUACCGAUUGUAUAAUAAGAACGGAAGGAGGUGAUAUACAUGCACACAAAUGCAUUUUGUCCGCAACAUGUCCGUUUUUCCGUCAGCAACUACAAAAAUCAAAACGUGUUGAAAUGAGGGGUUUUUCAAAAAAUUCUAUCAACUUUCUACUAAUGUAUCUUUAUGGCGGUGUGACCUCAAUUCCAGAUGACGUAGACGUCUGGGAAGUAGUUGCUUUGGCAACUCAUUUGAAUCAUAAAGAUCUCGCCCAAGUAGUCAUUCUUCAUUUAAAAGCCACAAAAUGCCAUUGGUUUCAUAGGCCUUGCGCUUCUUGCGUUUCUGCAGUAUUCGAUUGCUUACCUCAGCUUGCUUCUAUUCGAUGCCUUCGUCAGUUGUAUGAUGAAGCGAUGCAAUGGCAGGCGAAACAUUUCGCAAGAGUUUGGAAAGGUCGUGUGUUUUUGUACCUGAAUGAACGCUGGCAAAAGGAAUGCUAUGAAGCCGUGAUUCAGCACAUGGACGACGAGACAGUCAUUGAUGUUAUAUUGAGUUGCGAAAGACUUCAGGUGGCAAUGUCUCGUUCCAAAUCGGAUUCUGCAAUUGCAGUUUUACAAAUGGUCGAUGAUAUAUUAGAUGUUGCAAUGCAAUUCCUCGUGCACUCAUUUCAUUUAGUUGUUACCAGCAAAUCAUUCCAGCAGCAAGGAAAAGGACUUGCGUUAAAUUUGGGAAUUCUUGAGGAUCUCAUGGUCUCUGUCAUACAUUCGCUAACUGCCGAUGUUGCAAUCAAGACAUAUAAGGAGCUGACAAGUCUCUUGGAAGAAAUAAUGCAGACACCGCCAUCGCCGAAGCGAACACUGAACAUUCCAGUUGACGAAUGGAGUCCGAGGUUCUCAUCACUUGUACGUCGAAUGGUUGAUCUCACUGAUCGUCAUCUCCUUCAUUAUGCUGCUAGUGUUGUACGAGCCGAUGCUUUCAACUUGCUGUCUGAUGAACAGAAACGACGAAUCGAAGAAACUGGAAUAUUUGUCGAAAUGCGGAAACCAAAAGCUCCACCGCCAAGACUUUCAAGUAACUCAAGAUCUUAUAAGCGAAGUGCUUCUGUCGGCGUGCAGAAUAAUGGGCAAUAUGCUCAGCCCAGAGCUAGAAGUGCUGAGAGAACGAAACCAGCAGUAGAGCUCGAGCAAAAACAGCCAGCGGUUAACGAAAAAUCACCAGAGUCUCGAGUGGGUGCCAAAACAGCUACAGAAAACGUGGAAAACCAGGAGAAUAUUGUUGAAAAAUCCGAAGUAAAGAUGGUGAAAGAAAAUUCCGAUUUGGAAAAGAAGCGAAAGAUUCCAUCGCCUCAAAGAAGGAGUCGAUCAAGAACAUCUGAAAAGAGUCAGGACAAAGCCAAUGAGGAAAAGAAAAUGGUAACUCCCGAGCUUCCAAAAUCUGAGCAACAGAAGCAACCCGCGGUGGAAGCAAUUCGAGCAAAAGAAGGUGUCCGUCGGUCACCUAUCAAGAAGAAAAGUACAAAUAGUGAAGUAUGCGAGCGAUUUGUAAAAGAAAAGGCGAGAGAGAACAAGUUACAGAUCGAGAUGGAACGGCAAACAACUCGCACGAUUAUAACAGUCGACAAAGCAAGAGCGGCACAAUUGCCGGGACCGGACUCAUCUCCAGUAAAGAGCGUUGAGAAACCAAAGUCCGUCGUGAAGCCGAUGGUGAAAGACAGCCCGUUAGCAUCGAGCGCAAAUCGAACCGUAAUUCGAGAUCGAGUGUCUGCGAGAAAACCGGGCGAUCCUCCUAGACAGCCUGCGGCGGCAGCUUCUGUUAAAUCUGCCAUUCCAAAACCAUCAGCGUCAAGGCCAAACUCGGGCGGAUCAAAGCCCAUAUCAAAGCCAGCUCCGAGUUUACCAUCAAGAAAACCAAAAGUCCCCACUAGAAAGGAUACAAACUCCAUAGAAAAAUAG
Caenorhabditis bovis is the source of this 2598-nucleotide messenger RNA. Lineage: Eukaryota; Metazoa; Nematoda; Chromadorea; Rhabditida; Rhabditidae. The record is from the annotation of a GenBank genome assembly.